AUGAGUAUGAAGUUAGCAGCCAAGACAUUUCGCGUGCCCCGAACAACAUUACGUGUCAGAUUCAAAAAUCAAGAUAAAGAUGGAAAGCCAGGUGCACCUACAUUGCUGAGUAAGAAGGAAGAGGAAAGCUUAGUAAAUUUCAUUCUUCAACAUUGGAAGAGUCGUUCAUGUAAAAGAAGAGAAGUGACAUUUGUGAAUAACACAUUAGGAAAACCAAUGGCAGUGAUACAAGGCUUCACUUACUACUGUUCAUCUAAAAGCAGUCUAUCAAUAUCUUGGCGUUGUACUAGAGGAAAACCUUUUCGUUGGGUACAAAAUAAACGAGGCAAGCUGCUGGGGCUUAUCAAUGGAUUCACGUUUUACACUAAUACCAAGAACAUCACUUCGAUUUUAUGGAGAUGCUGUAGAAGUGUUAUAGUGGCAACUAACCUAGCGGGUAAGCAAGUAGCUGUGCUAAACGGCUUCACGUACUACUGUGCAGCUGUGGGGACUUCCACUGUCGCCUGGAGAUGUACAAGAGGAAAGAUGUGCAAAGCAAGAUUCGUCACUACAAGAGAUAUGUACUACGUCAUCCGAAAACAAGGGUGUCACGAUCAUAAUCCACCAAAGUUUUUUGUUGCUGAUGGCAUAUUGUAUAAAGGAAAGAAGAAUUUAAAUGAAAUUACAUAUUAUGAA
This is a messenger RNA of Brenthis ino (lesser marbled fritillary), 675 nucleotides long. Lineage: Eukaryota; Metazoa; Arthropoda; Insecta; Lepidoptera; Nymphalidae. The record is from the annotation of a GenBank genome assembly.